CUUCGUGUUCUUCCCUCUUUGAGGUGACGCAACUUCCGCUUCGUUGUUUCCGUACACAAACGCUUUCGAUGACGUGUACACUCAAGCACCGUUAGCUAGCUAGCUAGCUAGCUCAGUCACCUGUUAGAAGUAAGGUGUUGUACCAUCAACGCUCAAAGGGCAAAACAAAACAACAACGUGUCAAGUCAACACUGAAGAUGGAGACGCUCUACCACCAGACGAACAAGCAAAUCCAGGAGGUCCAGUCUCGUAUGGGAGGUCUGGAGAGGACGGAUCGUGAAUCAGUGCACUUGCUAGAGAACGAACUGCAGGCCAGAAUCGAUCAGAUCUUCAAUCACUUAGAACGCCUUGAGAUCCUGGCCAGCAAAGAACCACCAAACCGCCGCCAGAAUGCCAAAUUACGAGUGGACCAGCUCAAGUACGACGUCCAGCAUCUUCGCACAGCCCUGCAAACCUUCCAGCACAGACGCUAUGCCAGAGAAGCCCAGGAGAGAGAGAGGGAGGAGCUCAUGAGCAGGAACUUCACCACCAACGACGCAGAUACUUCCAUCCACAUAGAUGACACCAUACAUUUAAACUCCAACCUGCAAACCGCACACAGAGGCAUUGACGAAAUCCUGGACACCGGAAGUGGGAUCCUGAAUGGUCUCAGAGAUCAAAGGUCUACGCUGAAGGGAACCCAUAAGAAGAUGCUGGAUGUGGCCAACAUGUUAGGGCUGUCCAACACCGUGAUGAGACUGAUAGAAAGACGAGCCACUCAAGAUAAGCUCAUCAUGAUCGGAGGCAUGCUGCUGACCUGCGUCUUCAUGUUCUUGGUGAUCAGAUAUCUGGGCUGACCUCCAUCUUUCAAAUGAAUGACACUUUUGAUCAGCCGUGGACAUUUCUCCAGCACAUUGUUCCGCAUCAUUUGAAUAAUGGCAGAAUUGAAUUUUAACAUCUGAUUGAGGUCAUUUUUUGAUCAGCUGUGACCAUUUUUUCAUCCUUUUGGGCACCUUAAAAAAAGGCAUGGUUGAAGACCUUGAUUACAUACAGUAUUUUACUCCACCUGAGACCCCUAAAGAGAGCAUUGAACUUUGAAAUAAGACUGCUACAUAUUACUGUCACACACCUGCAACCUAACCUUUCAUCAAAACCACUCUGGAACUUUAACUCUUGUACCCCAACAUCGCUUUUAAAACCACAUCAAACUCAUCUUUUUACUGAACUGGCUUUGUGAAUCUUUCUUUUUCCUUUUCCUGAAUCUGUCAAUGAUGCUGUCUUGUGUCAGUCUCCCAUGUGAAGCUCAGAAAAAUCAUGUCUCUGAGAUUAUAAACUGUAUGAAUUAAUCUGUUCAGGAAAUCAAAGAAAGCAUUUCUUUUGAAACUGUUAAAUCAUUUCUCUUGGACUUCUGCUUCUGUCUAGUCUCACUAUGUGAGUGACUUUGUCUUAUUAAUAUAAUUAAACAUGUUUCAUUUCCUUGGUA
Molecule: messenger RNA, 1462 nt
Organism: Notolabrus celidotus (New Zealand spotty)
Lineage: Eukaryota; Metazoa; Chordata; Actinopteri; Labriformes; Labridae
Gene: gosr2
Product: golgi SNAP receptor complex member 2
Exons: 6
Coding region: 198-836 (212 amino acids)
Biological process (GO): vesicle fusion; intra-Golgi vesicle-mediated transport
Cellular component (GO): SNARE complex; Golgi apparatus; ER to Golgi transport vesicle membrane
Molecular function (GO): SNAP receptor activity; SNARE binding
Source: RefSeq, a predicted model, not a curated record